ACGUCGCCCACGCUUGCAAUCUCCUCACGCGCCUCGCCUUGCCAUCAUGCCGCUGAUCCACGAAUCCUACGACUCUCUCCCCUACGUCGACGCGCCGCCUGACCAGGCCGCUCUCCACGCUGCCCUGGGCCUCAUCGCCGCCGACAUGGCCAGCGCCGGCGUAGAUGCCGCCCAACUGCACCCGGCCCUCAUCCCGGCGGCCACAUACACGCCCACCUUCUCCGAUGCCCUCGAGCGCGAGCACGCGCGCCUGCAGGCCGACCCGGCCUCCAAGCUCUCCGCCAUCGACCUCGCCCGCUACGAGGCGCUCGAGGCGCCGCCGAACACGAGCCCUACGAGCGACGAAGACAAGCCCGAGAUCCUCGCGCAGUGGAAGGCCGCGCUCCAGAAGGCCUACACGAGCUCAGAGUACCUGAAUGCCCGACUCGCGGAGCUCGGGCUCCUCGAAAAAUUCGGCAAGAACGCCUGGCUCAUCAGUAACUCCCAGCAGGAGGACAUCCUCAAGAGCAUCGAAGCCGAGCUGGCAGACGUGCGCAAGCAGCAUGAGGAGGCCGAGGCCAUCCGCCGUCAGCAGCAGGAGAGCGUCCAUGGCGAGAUCAAGACGUUGGAGGAGACGUGGAAGCGCGGCGUCGGCCGCGUGCUCGAGACCGAAGUCGCCGCCGAGGGCCUGAAGCAGCAAAUUCUGGAGCGGCGACGGGCGGGCGCCGUUUGACCUGGCUGCACAUGGCGUUGAGAAAGUUUUGCUGCGACUGUUGCUCAGAGAUACCCAGAUACUACGAAUAUCAAGUUCCGGAUCUUCUAGGUCCAAUUCCUACUCGAGUCUAUUCGUUUUGACUAAUCUUGCCACCCAGCGCGUCAAUUGCACACACAAGCCGGACAGUCGAUGCUGGUGGUCUUUGUAUCUUGGUACGG
Molecule: messenger RNA, 912 nt
Organism: Paraphaeosphaeria sporulosa
Lineage: Eukaryota; Fungi; Ascomycota; Dothideomycetes; Pleosporales; Didymosphaeriaceae
Exons: 2
Coding region: 47-712 (221 amino acids)
Biological process (GO): mRNA processing
Cellular component (GO): Prp19 complex; catalytic step 2 spliceosome; precatalytic spliceosome
Source: RefSeq, a predicted model, not a curated record